Plodia interpunctella (Indianmeal moth) is the source of this 1621-nucleotide messenger RNA. Its product is annotated as opsin-2. NCBI's taxonomy places the organism in Eukaryota, Metazoa, Arthropoda, Insecta, Lepidoptera, Pyralidae. The coding region runs from base 84 to 1223 and encodes 379 amino acids. Gene Ontology annotation, cellular component: plasma membrane. The transcript has 8 exons. Gene Ontology annotation, biological process: cellular response to light stimulus; G protein-coupled receptor signaling pathway; phototransduction. The record is from RefSeq and is a predicted model, not a curated record. Gene Ontology annotation, molecular function: G protein-coupled photoreceptor activity.
AAAGGGGCGGAGCGCCACUCCAGCAGUCAGUCAGUUGGGGUGGGCUGCACUCUACCGAGGACUGCUCAUUGUCCUCUCCAACCAUGGACAACAAAACAACCAAAUAUUACGAUGGUCCCUAUUUCGCACAUCUCAGGUCAAGCGGGGCCGGUGAUGUAGAGUUGUUGGGCGCUGGGCUGACCGGCGAGGACCUGGCGGCAGUACCGGAACACUGGCUGUCUUUCCCCGCGCCUCCCGCCAGUGCACACACCGCCCUCGCCCUGCUCUACAUCUUCUUCACUGCUGCCGCUUUGCUCGGAAACGGACUAGUCAUUUAUAUAUUUUCCACGACAAAAAGUCUUCGAACAUCCAGCAAUCUACUUAUCCUUCAGCUGGCCAUACUAGACUUUAUUAUGAUGGCCAAAGCCCCAAUAUUUAUUUACAACAGUGCAAUGCGAGGAUUUGCGACUGGAGCUCUCGGCUGCCAAAUAUUUGCUUUAAUGGGGGCCUACAGCGGCAUCGGGGCAGGCAUGACCAAUGCGUGUAUCGCUUAUGACAGACACUCGACCAUCACGCGUCCGCUUGACGGCCGCCUAUCUCGUGGAAAGGCCCUAUUGAUGAUCGCCAUUGUCUGGAUAUAUGCCACUCCUUGGGCCUUAUUACCACUGUUCAAAAUAUGGGGCCGAUAUGUACCUGAGGGUUAUUUAACCUCCUGCACGUUUGAUUACUUGACAAAUACCUUCGACACAAAGCUGUUUGUGGCAUGCAUCUUCACGUGCAGUUACGUGUUCCCUAUGUCUAUGAUCAUAUACUUCUAUAGCGGCAUUGUGAAGCAAGUAUUCGCGCACGAAGCAGCAUUGAGAGAACAAGCUAAGAAAAUGAACGUAGAGUCUCUUCGUGCUAAUCAAACUGCCGGAUCCCAAUCAGCUGAGAUCCGAAUAGCAAAAGCAGCGCUCACGGUUUGUUUCCUCUUUGUGGCAUCUUGGACCCCCUACGGCGUCAUGGCGCUAGUGGGUGCUUUUGGCGACCAACAACUCCUAACUCCUGGGGUGACAAUGAUUCCAGCUGUAGCAUGUAAAGCUGUUGCGUGUAUCGACCCAUGGGUGUACGCAAUCAGUCAUCCAAAGUACAGACAAGAGCUGCAACGCCGUAUGCCAUGGCUCCAAAUCAACGAACCUGAUGACACGACGUCGACGGCCACCACUAAUACAGUCAGCGGGCCGCCGCCGGCAGCUUCCGCGUAACACAUGCUGCUCAAUCCACGACGCUCAAACCAUUUUAAAUUGUCCAUAAACCUUGACAUUGACAAGACAACCGCCAAUGCUUAAUUAAACUGAAACUGGAGCUCCGGAAGUUUCACAUUGAUUUUGGAAUGAAUUAGUAUCGAACAUGUCGGAAGCUAGCCACUCGCUCCGCACCUCUCACAAUUUUGCGAUUAUCCCGCGCAGAAUUGUUCGAUACCAGACUAUAUGAACCAAGUAAGCCGGCUGUGCUCACACUGUGACAACUGACCUUUAUUAUAGAGCAAUGUUUCUCCUGACAAUGACGACGCGGCAACUAGUAACGGACACUGAGUUAUGUACCUUAAAUAUAUUUAGCUAGUCAAUAAAAUUGUUACUGACAAAAACAGGAUUUUAUUAUU